UGAAUUGAUAAACAAUUCAAGAUGGCACCGUGUAUAGUGUUGGCUGGCCUUCACUUGGUGUUGUCUAUUUUACAGUUCCUGCUAAUAUUUGUAUGUUUUAUCAACCCAAAGUGCUCUCUUUGGAUUUACGACUGCAAAACUUUGAUUCAAAUUCGUGCACUGAUGGCAGAUGUCACUCGGAGCAAAAAAAGGACUUUGUCCUCGCAGCAGCCUGGGACUGAUCGUCGGCGAAAGCGUGGCAGCAAAGGAGGGAAGUAUAUUAAAGCGAAAGCGGCGGAGGUGCUCGAGAGGAACCAGGCGGCUCGACGAAACAGGCCUCCGAGAGGAAUACAUCUCACCAAUCUGAGUUAUAUCGAAUCGGAUGUGUUCUCGAAUGGGACUCCAUCGCUCCCAUUGGAGUCUGAUAAUGAGGUCGCUGAUGUUCCUGUGCCGAUGCUCCCGCCGCCGUCCACGCCGUCUGUGGAGGAGCUGAUCCAGCAGAGCCAGUGUAACCUGCAGCAGCAGGAGCAACACCUGCUCAGCCUCGGACAGGAGCAAGUGACGGCAGCCAUCUCUUUGGCGAUGGAGCAGCAGAUGCAGAAGCUGCAGGUGGAGACACAGCUGGACAUGAACGAGUUUGAUAACCUGCUGCAGCCCAUCAUAGACACCUGCACCAAAGAAGUCAUAGCGACUGGAAAGGACUGGAUGCUCAGUAAUGCUAAAACCCCGCCGCACUGCGAGCUGAUGGCGUCGCAUCUCAGAGACCGCAUCAUUGCAGACGGGGCUCAAUUCGAGCUCCGCCUACAUCUCAUCUAUCUGACCAAUUGCGUCCUGCAUCACUGUCAGAGGAAUAAUCAGAAGGAUCUGUUGGCGGCUCUUCAGAAGGUUGUGGUUCCCAUUUACUGCACCAGCUUCCUGGAAGUAGAGGAAGAAAAGCGGCAGAAUAUCACCCGCCUGCUGGUGCUCUGGGAGAAGAACGGUUACUUUGACAACAUCACGAUUCAGCAGCUUCAGAGUCCAGACCUGGGUCUGAGACAAUAUCAGGCGUCGCUCAUCACGGAGUACGCUCCGGUGGUGCAGCCCAUCCAGAUGGCCUUCCAGCAGCAGAUCCAGGCUCUGAAGACACAGCACGAGGAGUUUGUGAACAACCUGAAGCAGCAGCAGACAGCAGCGGUGACCUCUCAGCUUGGAGAUCCAAAUCCUCCAUUGCCCGUUUGGUUCAAUCCGCUGCACAACAUGCUGACGUGGAACCCGCAACAACCUCCGCCUUUCGACCCAUAUCAAGCCCCGCCCCCCUGGCCCCCCUGGAACAGCCAUGGGGGCAUGUGGAACUGGAGCAGCCCUUGGGACGGGGGCUCCGCAGGCCCCUGGAGCGGUCAGUUCAACCAGCCACCUUGGAGUAGCCAGCCGGAUCAAGCAUUACCAUGGGGCCACGGGCCCUUCCCUCCUCCUCAGCAGCCACUACCACCACACAACUUCGGACACUUCAUGCAGGACGAGUUUCCUCCGCGGCAUCCCUUCGAACAGUCGUCGUAUCAGCCGCAUCGAUUCGACUACCUACAGGAAGACUUCCCUGGAGAGAUCAGUUCGCCACCUCAUCACCACUCAAACCAGAGGACUCCUUCUCCUGGGAUAUCUGAUUCUCCUCUGUAUGGUGGACAUCAGCAUCCUGAUUCCAGGUCGCCUCCUCAUGGCUAUAAUGGUCAAGCGUCACGCAAGCGGUCACACGAGCGGUCACACGAGCGGUCACACGAGCGGUCACACGAGCGGUCACACGAGCGGUCACACGAGCGGUCACACAAACAUCGUCAGAGCCCUUCUCACGCAAAUCAGGACGACCCCAGCCUGGUGCCCGAUGAGCCCUACUACGACCUUCCUGCAGGACUUAUGGUGCCACUUGUGAAGCUUGAAGAUUAUGAUUUUAAGCCUCUGGACCCCAAAGACCUCCGUCUGCUGCCCGUAAAGCCUCCCAGUGACCGUGUGCUGGCUGCGGUGGAGGCGUUUUACAUCCCACCGUCUCACGACAGACCAAGAAACAGUGAGGGUUGGGAACAGAAUGGUCUGUAUGAAUUCUUCCGGGCCAAAAUGCGAGCGAGGCGGAAAAAGGAACGGGACAAACGCAACAGCACACGGAGUCCUUCGGGCAGCCGGUCAUGCAGCCGAGGGCGAUCUAUCUCAAGUUCUAGCUCCAGAUCUUCCAAAUACUCUCGGUCCAGAUCCCGAUCCAGAUCCCGCUCUCGCUCCUACUCCAGAUCUCACUCUCGUUCUCGCUCCUACUCCAGAUCUCGCUCUAACCAUCCCAAAAAUAUAUCUGCUUUGACAUUGUUGUUGAACACAUUUUUGACUUUAUCCCGGAGGAGCAGGAGUCGCUCCAGAUCCGGGUCCCGAAGUCGAUCCCGCUCCAGACAUCGCGCCAGAUCACGAUCACCAGAUAAGCGUCGCCACUCUGCAAAAUCUCGCAGUCCAGCGCCACCCAGGAGUCACUCCAGAUCCGGGUCCCGAGGUCGCUCCCGCUACAGACAUCGUGCCAGAUCACGAUCUCCAGACAAGCAUCUUGACGUUGCAAAACCACGCAGUCCAGCACCACCCAGGAGUCACUCUCGAUCCAGAUCCCGAAGUCGCUCCAGAUCACAAUCUCCAGACAAGCAUCUUGACGUUGGAAAAUCACGCAGUCCAGCGCCACCCAGGAGUCACUCCAGAUCCGGGUCCCGAAGUCGCUCCCGUUACAGACAUCGCGCCAGAUCACGAUCUCCAGACAAGGAUCUUGACGUUGUAAAAUCUAGCAGUCCAGUGCCACCAAGCAGGAGUCACUCUCGAUCCAGAUCCCGAAGUCGCUCCAGAUCACAAUCUCCAGACAAGCAUCUUGACGUUGGAAAAUCACGCAGUCCAGCGCCACCCAGGAGUCACUCCAGAUCCGGGUCCCGAAGUCGCUCCCGUUACAGACAUCGUGCCAGAUCACGAUCUCCAGACAAGGAUCUUGAAGUUGUAAAAUCUAGCAGUCCAGUGCCACCCAGGAGUCACUCCAGAUCCGGGUCACGAAAUCGCUCCCACUCCAGAUCUCGUUCAGAGUCACAAUCUCCAAACAAGCAUCUUGAAGCUGCAAAAUCACGCAGUCCAACACCACCAAACAGGAGUGACUCCAGAUCCGGGUCCCGAAGUCGCUCCUGCUCCAGAUCACAAUCUCCAGACAAGCGUCUUGACACUGCAAAAUCUUGCAGUCCAACACCACUAAGUAGGAGUCAUUCCAGAUCUGGGUCCCAAAGUCGCUCCAGAUCUGGCUCCAAGUCACAAUCUCCAGACAAGCAUCUUGACACUGCAAAAUCUUGCAGUCCAACGCCACUAAGCAGGAGUCACUCCAGAUCCAGGACCCGUAGUCGCUCCAGAUCACGAUCUCCAGACAAGCAUCUUGACGUUGCAAAAUCAUGCAGUCCAGCGCCACCAAGCAGGAGUCAGUCCAGAUCCGGGUCCCAAAGUCGCACCAGAUCUCGCUCUAAGUCACGAUCUCCAGAAAAGCAUGUUCACACUGUAAAAUCACGCAGUCCAACACCACCCUCCACAUCUGGUUUGGGUUCAGGCCCUGCUACGUUACCAGCCGACCUCAGGUUGGGCGAAGAAAACAAGGGCUAUCAGAUGCUCAUGAAGAUGGGCUGGAGCGGAUCAGGAGGUCUUGGUGCUAAAGAACAGGGCAUUCAAGACCCCAUCAAAGGAGGUGAAGUCCGGGAUAAGUGGGACCAGUAUAAAGGAGUGGGAGUCUCAUUGGAUGACCCAUACAUGAACUUCAGGAAAAACAAAAGCAACGAUUUUGCCACAAAGAUGAAAGCACGAGAAAAAGUAAGCAGAGACCCACAGGAUCCCUCCAGCACAGAGUGAUCACCCAUCACACGUGAACUUCCUCUAUAGCGUGGGUCUUGGGUCGCCUGUGAGCACUAAUAAACUAGAAGGAAAAAAAAGUCCUGCUUGUAAACACUAAAGAUAUUGAAGAAAUCUAAUAACAUUUUGAUAUAUAAACAACAAUCAUUGAACGUCUAACCCUCACAGCCUCAUUUUCGUUCCCUGUCGAAUUCUUAUCUCUUUAGUAUCCUCUAGUGUGGUGUAUUUAUAAUCAGCGUGUCCUAGUGACUCAAUCACUGACGUGUAAUGACGUGUGGUGGAGUCAAUUAAUGCUCUAGUGAGAUCUAACUGCUGCUGCGACAUGUUGUUGAGUGCAGAAAUGGUAGGGCUAUGCCAUCAUAACAUGUUAACAUGGAAGAAAUAUUAAUGUGUUCAGGGUUAUUCAGACGUAAAGCGUGUAGUUCAUAUUGUGUACUCACUCUUGAUGGUUGUGUGACUUGCUUUUGGGGUGGGGUCCAUGUACGUCAUGCCCAGUGAUGGACCAACGGCAGCCAUGCCUGAAUCAAUUGACAGCUUAAAUCGGUGUAUCUCACAAAAAUGUGUCCAGGUCUUCCCAGGUUUUUUGCAUUACGAUAAUGGGAGUUUGUAGCAAAAUGUGCUUAAAUGUCAUGAAAAUAUUUAAAAAAAUAAAAAACUAAUAACAUUUCGAUUUUAAUAUGAUGUAUGACUUGGAUUUGUUCUCGUCCCAAAUAAAUUUUUCGCAAAACAAGAACGAAAGUGGUCCUAAACUAUAACCCUGAGGUACACCCCAAAGAAAUCGAGUUAGGUUUUGUGAGGUUCACCCAAAUACAUUUCUCUCAGAACAAGAACAAAGUGGUCCUAAACUAUAACCCUGAGGUACACCCCACACAAAAUAGUCUGGCUGGCCUGAAAUAUCAGAUUAUGUAAACCUACUAGAAGACUAUGUGUAAAUUAAUCCAUCUGCCUGAGUCGGUAUUGCAACCUCCUUCAAGUGCCAGUCAGAACUGGGUCCUUGUGUUGCCGUUGCAUUGGAUGAGCUAGAGCUUAAGGAAGACUCUGAGUGACAACUGGAAAAUGUUGUUUGUGAUUAAAUACGGUCAUUGUCUCCAUUUUGGGAUUUUUUUUUCACCCCCGGCUCUUAAUUCAUGUUUUUUUUUUCUUCUGGAGCAUCAAUGAGCAUUUGAACCUUCUGUAAUAGUUUCAUGUGGGUCCCUUCGUUGUCCUCAGUGUUAAAAGAUAGAUCUCAAAAUCAUACAGUUACUACUGGAAAGGGUUAAAAUACACAAAAAUGCUGGAAAAACUAAUAAUGUGUGGGACCUGAGGGAUUUUUCUGAAGAACAGCAGACAGUUUUAACUGUUCAGAACAAACAAGGGACUCAUGAUAAACCAUCACUACACAAAAAAAAAAAAAAAAACAUCUGUUGAUCAUUCAGGUAAAAACACAUUACGAGUGAAGUGUAUGUAAACUUUUGAACAAGGUCAUUUUAUAAAUUCAACUAUUUUCUCUUCUGGACUAUAUUUUACAAUAAAAAAUACAAUAUUUUAAGUUGGGAAAUUUGUAAAAUAUAUACAUAUCUUAUGUAUGAAAUCACACAUGGACUGGCUCCUCCUGUAUUGAACCAGUUUGUAAACCUAUCACCGUCUGGUUACAGAUUAACAAGAACUGUAAAAAGAGGUGAUGGCAUAGUCCCUUUUAGAAAAAGUGCAUUUAGUCAAAAAGUGUUUUCAGUUAGGGCUGCACGAGAGUGGAACUCCAUCCCAACUUACAUUACAAAUUUCAAUGCGUAUGUUUCCUUUAAGUUUUACUUAAAGAAGUGGUUAACUGAGAGUCAGCAUUGUCAACAUUAGUUUUAUGAAUUAAACUCUGCUGCUGUCUUGUCAUUUCUGCUCUGCUGGUAUGAGAUUUUAUGUUAUGUAUAUGAGGUUGUAUGGUUUCGGUCUGACUAAAUGAUUAGGGCUACUUGUCUGUAUGCUUACAUUAUCUUUGUUUGUAUUAUGAUAUUACUGAUUCAUUGUUUGUCAUUUUGUUUGACAGUUGGAUUGUAUGAGUGAGCUGAUAUUGAUUUGUUGGUUCUGUAUAACUUUUAAGCAGAUGGUUUUUUUUUAGGUAUCGUGUGAAUGGUAUAUGUAUUUUAGAGUAUGUAAAUAAAAUGUAUUGAUUAAUUCUUUA
Molecule: messenger RNA, 6001 nt
Organism: Carassius auratus (goldfish)
Lineage: Eukaryota; Metazoa; Chordata; Actinopteri; Cypriniformes; Cyprinidae
Product: calcium homeostasis endoplasmic reticulum protein-like
Exons: 27
Coding region: 22-3849 (1275 amino acids)
Biological process (GO): intracellular calcium ion homeostasis
Cellular component (GO): perinuclear region of cytoplasm
Molecular function (GO): nucleic acid binding
Source: RefSeq, a predicted model, not a curated record